AUGACAUCUACAACCACCACCACCAUCGCAUUCGCCAUCAGGACACUGCUGAUCAUCUCCACCUUCCUCACUCUCACCACCGCACUACCCACAGUAACAACAGCCACACACGCACGCAACCAUGUCCCUGUGUCUGCCUCAGCUUCAGCUUCAAUACAGUCAUCGUCGUCGUCAUCAUUGUCGUACCUGACCAAGAGAGACACGCCAGCGGGAAUGCCCACAGCCUGCACCAGCGACUUUGACUGUCUAGGCGCAAGUCGUCCUCCGCACUGGCCACAGGACCAUCCCACAGUCCAGUCAGGAAACUAUGCCUGUGUCUUUGGUCAGGGGUCCAAUGGGUCCAUUGGUAUCAACAGCACCACCACCCCAGGGACAGGGUCCUGUCAGUUUGUCGUCACUGCAGGCGAGCAGUGCAAUGCGCCGACAGACUGCGCAGCCUUUGCGUUCUAUACCCAAUUCGGCCUGACUGUCCCGAGCGACCUGUGUUCACCACAACAUUGUACACUCGAGUCAACCUGUGGUAGCCCCUGGCAAGACAACAAUGCACCCUCCAACCAUACCUUCACCAAUGUCAGAGGUGGCGAAAUCAGCUGCUGUGGAGGACAGCCUGUCAAUUCCGUCUGUACCCUCGUCGGAUCCAAUGUCGACAGUUGCGAAUACCACAGCACCUGCAAUUUUGAUCUCGAUGAACAUCAAUCGGACGACCCCAGCCAGAACAAUGGAUUCACACUGGACCAGAUGAGGCAGCAAGGGCUCGGAUUCUGUCAAAAGAUCGAUCAGCGGAAUCAUGUCUGGAUCGGUGUUGUCAUCACUCUGAUUUCCUCUACGGUCUUGAACGUGGGAUUGAACGGACAAAAGUACGCGUUGCGCAAGCAUGACGAGAAGAGGGUCCUCAAAGGACUGGAAAUGGAGGAGGAACAUGAGCGCUGGCGCCAGGAAUUCGGAUGGACGGAGGAGCAGGUUCAAGAGGAGGCAGAUCGCCUGUAUGAAGAAAAGGAGAAUAGGAGGGGCAAGCUGUACCGUCGUUUGAAGCCAUAUAUGUUCUGGCGAAACAUCUUUGUCUCGAAGCUCUGGGCAGCAGGUCUCCUUGUCUUCAUCCUCGGCAACCUAGGAGGGUUUAUCGCACUUCGAUUCGCACCACAGUCUCUGACAGCACCCCUGGGAUCAAUCUCGCUCAUCUCUAACGUUAUCAUUGCGCCGCUGAUCAACAAGGAGGUGCUUGGGAAAUGGGAUAUAGCUGGAAUCUUUUUCAUUGUUGCAGGAUCCGUCAUGGUCGUCGUGUUUUCAGGCAUUGUUGCCCAAGACUACAAACUGUGCGUGCUCAUCAAUCUGUUCCACAAGCCUGCCACGAUCGUCUACCUGUCCUUUAUCGGCAUCUGCAUCAUCUUUACUUUCUUCUUUAUUCGCUUUGUUGAGAAGAACGUGGAGAACGAGGCCGAUGUGGCCAUCGGAGUGUCAUCUGAGCGACAGCUACAGCAGGAGGGACGACUCUAUCGCAUCCAUUCCAACGCCAGUAAUUUCAGUCUCGCAGCCAAGGAGCGUCACUCAACAUCAAUGCACGGAAUACUUGCGUCCAGUUCACCAGCAACAGCAACAAAUUCCCCCAAGGAGCUGGACGCUGAGAAAGCGGGCGAAUCCUUAAGAGAUCUGGAGACGCCUGUCAAACCGUUUUCGCAGGAGUCUGAGAUUGCUCUGAACACUAGCGACAGCCGUCAGACCAUCACCAGCGAUGAAUCAGGGACUGCCGUGGGAGCCUCGUCAGCAGCCGGGACGGAUCAUCCGCAUGACCAGCGGCGACCGUCGUUCGGCUCUAGCAGAAGCAGUAAGACUAGCAGGCUAUCUAUUUUGGGUCUGGAAAUGAACGCAGAAUCCUCUAGAGUCGGCAAGCAUGAGACACAUUUGAGGUUUGGAGAACCGCCAGCAACAGGAAAGAAGUCGGGCAUUGCGGGAACAACACCGAUUGCUGAGGUUGAUGCAGGACCAUCGAGGCCAGGAAAUACCCAUAGUCAGUCCGGGGCCUCCUCUGUCAUAUCCAACACGCAACCAGUCCGGCGGCGUCGAAACAGACAUCACACUGAUAAGCACGAGGAUGGGGCUCCGUUCACGAUCUGGGAGCGCAUUAAGCGAGUCGAGUUAAUACCUUCUUUGCCAGAGGACAAAUUGAUCCGUCGGAAUUCCCCACUGCUGCGGUUCUGUCUUCCGCUGUCGUACGCUGCACUGGGAGGCAUGAUGGCGUCAUACACGGUGCUAUUUGCAAAGUCUCUGAUCAAUUUGCUGGUGACCAGUAUUUUCGAUGGACAGAACCAAUUCACGUCAGGACUCGCAUGGGUGAUCCUGGUCGUGACAGUGGUAACGGCGGUAUCGCAGGUAUACUGGAUCAACAUGGGACUGAAGAAGUACGACGCGCUGCUCCAGGUCCCGGUGUUCUUCACGAUCUGGGUGCUGCUGGACAUUGUCGGAGGCGGGAUCUACUAUGGGGAGUUCACGGGCUUUACGGCGAAGAAGUAUGUGCUGUUCUGUCUGGGGGUGCUAAUUGUGUUCUUUGGGGUGGCAUUGUUGGCGAAGCGGCUGGCGGUGCUGGCGAAGGAAGAUGUUGGAGAGUCGCAGCCGACGAGUGCGGCGGCCUUGGGGAGACAGUCGCCACAGCCCUCGAUGAGCGAUGCUACUGCUGAUCAGGACGAGCAAAAGAAGGCGGAUUAG
Messenger RNA from Gamsiella multidivaricata, 2700 nucleotides. Its product is annotated as magnesium transporter NIPA-domain-containing protein. Gene Ontology annotation, cellular component: membrane. NCBI's taxonomy places the organism in Eukaryota, Fungi, Mortierellomycota, Mortierellomycetes, Mortierellales, Mortierellaceae. Gene Ontology annotation, molecular function: magnesium ion transmembrane transporter activity. The record is from RefSeq and is a predicted model, not a curated record. Gene Ontology annotation, biological process: magnesium ion transport. The coding region runs from base 1 to 2700 and encodes 899 amino acids. The transcript has 4 exons.